CUCGCCAGCUACAGCAGGCGUGAAAGUUAUGGGUGAAGACGAAGAAGAUAUUCGUUUAAUUCUCCAGGGUGUUUGCACGGUACUUUCUGCUGCCGCUUCUAGAUCUACGAGGCGUUCAUUCCUGCGACUGAUGAUCAGUUUUGGUCUAAUGAUCUAUGCUAUUGGUGCUAAGUCUACUCAGCCUGAGCUUGACGGCUUCAAGGAUUGCUUUCCAUGCAUGGUUCUACAUUGUUGUCUGAUUCUUGGUUUACAAAUCGUCUCUUCGGAUAUUACUUCAAGCGAAUCUUCACAAUCAGACAAUUGUGGCAAUGAAAGCACACUCACAUCUAGAGACGAUAACGAUGCAAGAGAAGACUGUACUCAAAUUGAAGCUAGUGAUGACUGCUUGUACACUCAUUGGUCAGCACAAAGUGACAAGUUUGAAGAGGAUCCAUGUAACAAUAGCUCUGCUAAUGUUAAACAACUGUCUAUCAACCAGCAUCUCAACAGACUUGUGGCCACAGCUGCCUGUGACUCGGACGGUGACAGUGAUGAUGAUGUGUGUGAUGAAUACAGAGGAGAUGCAUUUACUCAACAAGGUGAUCAUGUUACCUGUUCAAGCCAUUUGCAAGACUUGGCACCUCUUUCAUUUGGCCAUGAAUCAUUUUCUGUUGAGUCAACAGGGAGCUCGAACUUUCAGCCAACAAGAUCGAGUGAAGUUCCAUUACAAGGUUAUGGUGAUAUUUCCAAACAACAUGUACAAUUGAAAAUCACUGAAUGCGUAACUGAUGCAAAGGCUGUCGGUGUUGUCAAUGUCUUAGGCUAUGACAACGUUGAGAAGUUUUUCAUCAGUAAACUGUGUGGUGUUAACUUGGCCUCAACAAAUGAUACUAGUGUCGAUGACAGUGAUUCUAAAUUAUUUUCAAAAUGGCAGCUAACUCAACUAUUGUAUUGUGUUGACCAAGAAGACAGGCUAGUCUGGGAAGUUUCUGAACCAGUAAAAGGAACGGCAAUCCAGCCAAUUCUGUGCAAUACACCAUCUGUUCCACUAAUUAUCAUUGCUUCCAGCACUCAAUUGGAAGAGUUUCAGUUAUCUCACAAAACACCAUUGGUCAAUGAUUUACAUUUCUUUCUUGAUGUUCUCGGACUCUCCUCACGAAACCAAUACGGCCAUAGUUGUCUAACACCUGUAAUUGUCAUCUGUUCCUGUGGCGAUAACCAUUGCAUCAAUGAGGAGGAACUCGGAUCUUUGAUUUUUCAAGAGUUUUAUUUUCAUUCAGAUUUUUUAUUUAGCCUCACACCUUUAUUUAAUAACUACAACAAAAUAGUGCAAGCAAUAAAGACAUUGAUUCACGUUGCAUCACCAUGGCUGGAGUUGGAAAAAAUGGUAGUCGUAGCAAGAUGUGAGGGGAACGAGACAUUCAGUGUGAGCAACGUGCAGUCUGCAAUCACCCAUAUGAAAAGUCUAAAUGCUGACUUUGUUGAUUCAACGGUAGUGGCCAUAGAGCAUCUUGAAGCUAACGGGUUGAUUGUAGCUGGUGGCUCUUCUGUUCAACUAAAGGACAGAAAUUAUGCUCAGCGUAAUGGCAGUCAGAUUGAGGAUUUCCUUCCACUGCUGUUGCAACCGAAAACUUUUUCUGAUUGUGUGAACAGACUCUUUUACAGCUGCAAUGUAUCCAAUGAAAAUCUGAGCAGAUGCCGUGUUCCAGGAGCUUAUCAAUAUGGUCUCAUUCCAAAAGAGAGCGUUAAGGAAAGUUUGAGUGAUGUCAUUGUAUCCUCGGUUCAUUACGUUCUCCACAAAACGGCAACUUUGUUGGAUCCACUGUUUAUUUCUUGGUAUCACUCAAACUGUACAGAAAAGGUUUAUGUGGCCGACAGUAGUGCUGAUAUACUUGACACUAAUCUAGAGAGUCUCUCAACAAAUGCCAGACACAGCGUUCUUAUUCCUGCUUUAUUGAAGCAACAGUCCCACAGCAGUCUACCGAAUGGAUAUGUCAGCACAAGUCCACUUGCUUUCCGUCAACCAGGACCAUAUCAGAGAGGCAUUCCUUUAUCAGUAUUUUACCGUUUGAUUGCUUUUCUGAUGAAGCACUUUCCUAUUUAUGUGAAGUGCUUUAAACAUUCUGCAAGAUUUCACAUAGAGCCACACCACCUAUUAGAUAUCGAGUACAUGAAACACUACAUUAAAGUUACAGUGCACAUUCGUACCACUGAUCAGCCAAUUUCUUUUGCAAGUGGUCACGUUUGUUCUACUGUCAAGGAAAUGAUUGCUUCACAACUCAAUGAUCUAACUCACACACUGAACACUAAGGAUAAUCUGAAGCUGCAACCAGCUGUUCUUGUCUCAGGAAAUGAGGAAGAUUUUGUUGACUUGCAUAACUUAAAUGAUUUGAAUUCUCUGACUGUUGACAGUCCAUUGUAUUCUAUCGGUGGAAAUGUUUACUAUCUGAGCAAUGACUUCUAUCUCUGGUUUGGACAAGUUGGACAGAUACCAAAUGUCAGUAGAAUUCAAAGUCAAUUCUUUGAGUUGUCAAAUAGAAUUGACCCUCUACGUGCAUCAGCAUGGCUAUAUCAAAGACAAGUCAUUCAUCAGUCAGACCUCGACAGAAUCUUAACUCUAGAUGAAGCUGCUCGUAGCCUGCUGUUACUAAGAACACUGGAGAAACAAGAAGAAAGGGGAUUGAAAGCACUAGAUGACAUUAUGCAGCAGGAAACACUUUGGAAGUCUAGCAAUCAGAACAAAAACUUGGUUGAGGCCGGGACACAAACAACUGCUGUCUUUGACAUGAGUUUCCAUGAUCAACAUGUACCGACAACCAAUAAGGAACAAAAUUCUGUCAUACCAGAUCCAGGUGUUGUAGCCAAUAGAAGAUAUCGCAAUCAGAGCCAGUUGAACCAGCUCAAUGGCAAGUCUGAUGUUACAGCGAGUGAAUCACAAAGUGCUGAUACUAUUGGACACAGCAGUUCUCUUGGACGUAAGAAGCUUCAGCAAUCUCACAUCGAAUUAGAACAACAGACUAGAUCGUUGUCUCUCAAUAUUGAAAACACUAAACAAGUUGCCAUUUCAUCAUCCCAAAGGGUUGCUUCAAUUUCUCCACUAGACUCUCGACCAGUGAUUGCUCCAUCAGUGUCGGUCACUCGGACCGGUCUCCAAGAGCAAGAGAUGGUCUUUCCUCGAUCACACUCAAAAUCACCAGAAUUCACUGCCUUGGGCCUCUCCUUACAAGCUGCAGGCAAUACUAAUACACAAUCAGAGCUAUCUGAAUGGAAUACAGAUAUAAAGCAUGUCAAGCAAGAUCCCGACAUUCAUCCAAUAUUUGAGUGCAAAUAUUAUCAUGUUGAAAGAGCCACUGAUGGUUUCAACGAACGCUCGAUGAACGACGGCGGCAAGCGACUGGGAGUUGGUUCAUUUGGAAUGGUAUUUCAUGGUGUACUGCACUCUGAAACAGGUCAAAAAUUUGAAGUGGCCGUCAAGCGACUGAAGAAGGCAUCUAGUUUGAAUUCUGCUCAAGUUGAGCUUAGUCGGAAGCAAUUCGGCACUGAAAUGAACUUACUUACUCGCUAUCUCCACAAGAAUGUCGUUCGUCUUAUCGGAUUCUCUAGUGAUGGGCCUCAACUGUGUCUGAUUUAUGAGUAUCUGCAGAGAGGAGCCUUGUCACACAGACUGGACUGCAAGAACAAUACUUCUCCUCUCAACUGGCAAGUCCGUUUGUCAAUCGGCAGAGACAUCGUGUCUGCCUUAGAGUUUCUUCACACAUCAUAUCGGCUGCCAGUCAUACAUCGCGAUGUUAAGUCGUCGAACGUUCUUCUGGGACCCAACUUUGAGGCAAAAUUGAGCGACUUCGGUCUGGCCGUAAUCGGUGAUGCUGACGGCGAACUUCAACCAGAGUCACCAGGACAGCCCUCAUUUGGAACGCGUCCAUAUAUGGCUCCAGAGGCACUGCAGGGAGUCAUAUCUACGAAGGGAGACGUCUUUGGUCUUGGAGUGAUUAUUUUUGAGUUGGCAACAGGGCUUCCUCCAUACUCAAGCAAGAAGAAGCAAGACUUGAAAUCCUAUUUGGAGGAUAUGGAACGUCAACAUGUUGACUUGAUGAAAAUGCUGGAUCCCAAAGCUCGAUGGCCGAAUGGCAGAGACAAAAUGGUCGGGCUCGAUUUAUUGAAUGUGGGGAAGCUGGCAACAGAGAGAGAUCAGAAAAAGAGACCAGAUGUAACAGAGGUAUUUCGUCGACUACAUUCACUAAGUCAAUAGAAUGUCAAGCAGGGAUUGACGUCUAUUACUGUUGCUCUGUAAGUGAGAGAAAUGCAAGUAUUUGCAAUGACAUUGAUAUGAUAUCUUCUAGCUGUAUUGAGUGUGUAGGAUUGUCUUUACAGUUACAGUAGACUGUUCAGUAUAUACAUAUUAUAGUGAUAUUGUAUUGUUGCA
Corticium candelabrum is the source of this 4402-nucleotide messenger RNA. RefSeq lists its product as uncharacterized. NCBI's taxonomy places the organism in Eukaryota, Metazoa, Porifera, Homoscleromorpha, Homosclerophorida, Plakinidae. Gene Ontology annotation, cellular component: plasma membrane. The coding region runs from base 29 to 4228 and encodes 1399 amino acids. Gene Ontology annotation, molecular function: ATP binding; protein kinase activity. The transcript has 11 exons. Gene Ontology annotation, biological process: protein phosphorylation. The record is from RefSeq and is a predicted model, not a curated record.